This is a messenger RNA of Striga asiatica, 2562 nucleotides long. The record is from the annotation of a GenBank genome assembly. NCBI's taxonomy places the organism in Eukaryota, Viridiplantae, Streptophyta, Magnoliopsida, Lamiales, Orobanchaceae.
AUGGAGGAGAUGAAAGUAAGAGGCCAAAGACUGGUGCUGAAAGAUCAAGAGCAAAGGGAAAUCCAUAGAGGCAAUUUUUUUUUCCACCACUCUUCACGGCCAAGCUUCAGGGAAAGGGAGUCGGCGACGCAGGCGGAUCGAACGGCGGAGUCGACGUGCGGAGGCGGCAAAGCAAACGGCAGGGUCACGGAGGCAGAUUCGGCUAACGACGACGGAGAGGGUUUCCAAGUGACCGACGACCUCUCGCUACCGGAGGCGACGAAGAAGCUGCUCCGGUCCACAAGCAUCGAGAAGGUCCGCAUCCGAGGCGAUGAUAGUGCCAAAAUGUCGAGGGAGACUGUGGAGAGGGACGCCAUCAGUCGCCAGGGAAAAAUCACGAUCCUUUCGUCUCUAAAAAAGGACGUUCAUUCUGUGGGAUAUAAUGUGUUGAAUUUUUUUUGUUACAAAACAAUUUUAUGGAACCUGUGCGGCAAGAAGUCGGCAGUAAUGUUGCCCCGUCGGACACAACCAACCAGCCGGCAAGCUGCUAUUCAUAGGUGGCGGGGCAAAAAAAGCCGUGUGGAUCAGCCUACGACGUCACAACAGACUUCGUCUGCAGCGAGGGGCAAAAAAAGCCGUGUGGAACAGCCUGUGACGUCGCAACAGCCUUCAUCUGCAGCCGACGGUACAAACAUAAGGUUUCGUGCCGAACCGACCAUUGUGCGGCAGGUUUCGGUGAAGGACAAUCGCCGUUUGGCGACGCAGCAGAGCUCAAGUCUGCCACCCCGUGCUGUAGAAACUGAAGUUUUCGAGGGUGAGAGUAUUCUUACAAAGGACUGUAAGAUGCUCGAGAAAUUUGAUCUCACAGGAAUUCCCCCUGCCCCAAGGAUUGUAUUGUCAUUUACAACCAUUACCCUAAACCGAGGGACCCUGCAAAUUGAGGUAACCUUCGAGGUGGAUGCCAACGACAUCCUCAACGUCAAGGCCGAAGACAAAGCCUCCCGCAAAUCGGAGAAAAUCACCAUCACCAACGAUAAGGGCCGCAUGAGCAGAGAAGAGAUUGACCACAUGACAAUUGGAGUCGGACUAGAAGUACAAGAUCCAGGCCGCACUAAAGAGGCGCUCGAGCGGCUGGACGACAAACAAAAUGCCAAGAAGUACAUAAGAAGAAAGGACUUCAUUAUCCUGAACAACAGCCACAAUGCGACCGUUGCGAUGUCCUUGGUUGAUCAGGUGGCACUGACGGCUAAGGGAGAGGAGAAACUGUUUUUCGCCUCCUCAGCCAAAUCCUUGCCGAGGGACUCCUUCACAGCCCUUUCAAUUUCCUUGGAAAUGAGACUCUUAACAGCCCGCUCCACGACACCUUUCAUCAUAGCUGAAAAGAAACUUGAGCUCUGCUGCGUCGCCAAACGGCGAUUGUCCUUCACCGAAACCUGCCGCACAAUGGUCGGUUCGGCACGAAACCUUAUUUUUUUUUGUUACAAAACAAUUUUAUGGAACCUGUGCGGCAAGAAGUCGGCAGUAAUGUUGCCCCGUCGGACACAACCAACCAGCCGGCAAGCUGCUAUUCAUAGGUGGCGGGGCAAAAAAAGCCGUGUGGAUCAGCCUACGACGUCACAACAGACUUCGUCUGCAGCGAGGGGCAAAAAAAGCCGUGUGGAACAGCCUGUGACGUCGCAACAGCCUUCAUCUGCAGCCGACAGUACAAACAUAAGGUUUCGUGCCGAACCGACCAUUGUGCGGCAGGUUUCGGUGAAGGACAAUCGCCGUUUGGCGACGCAGCAGAGCUCAAGUCUGCCACCCCGUGCUGUAGAAACUGAAGUUUUCGAGGGUGAGAGGAUUCUUACAAAGGACUGUAAGAUGCUCGAGAAAUUUGAUCUCACAGGAAUUCCCCCUGCCCCAAGGAUUGUAUUGUCAUUUACAACCAUUAUCCUAAACCGAGGGACCCUGCAAAUUGAGGUAACCUUCGAGGUGGAUGCCAACGACAUCCUCAACGUCAAGGCCGAAGACAAAGCCUCCCGCAAGUCGGAGAAAAUCACCAUCACCAACGAUAAGGGCCGCAUGAGCAGAGAAGAGAUUGACCACAUGACAAUUGGAGUCGGACUAGAAGUACAAGAUCCAGGCCGCACUAAGGAGGCGCUCGAGCGGCUGGACGACAAACAAAAUGCCAAGAAGUACAUAAGAAGAAGGGACUUCAUUAUCCUGAACAACAGCCACAAUGCGACCGUUGCGAUGUCCUUGGUUGAUCAGGUGGCACUGACGGCUAAGGGAGAGGAGAAGGUAUCGAAUUGGGUACCUGGGUACGAUAAAGGGGAUGCGCGACUAGACGCUAGGCUCAGGUUCGGCUACCAAGGGGCGACGGCACAAGAAGAAGGGGAAUGGUUUCCCCCCUUCAUGGACCUUCCCCCCUUCCCUCCGCUUCGGACAAGCCAGAAGUUUGUCCUACGCUUACACGCUUACUCUAUGGAACAGAGUUCGCUUAUCGUUCCCUCACUCGGAGUUCGGUCACUUGUGACUCCGAAGGGGACUGCCCGAGGGGAGUACAGGACUGAGGGAGCGAACCGAGCGAAGCGAAGGGAGUGA